AAAAGGUUGUUUGGAGAUACGUUCCAGACCUUUGAACUUCCAGGCAUUGCCAUAGGGCAUGUCUUUUACCUGCUCGGCCAGAGAGAUUAGGUCUUUCACAACGCAUACACACACCUCAUGUCGGUGCCCGAGCCAUGGCCACACUUAUUCCCAAGUCCCUGAGCGGCAUACCCUGGGAAAUACAGACUAUGCAUUUGAGAUGGCCAUUUCAAACAUCCGAUACGGAGAAGGAGUUACAAAAGAGAUUGGCAUGGACCUGCAGAAUCUUGGUGCUAGAAGAGUUUGUUUGAUGACAGAUAAAAACCUCUCCAAACUCCCUCCUGUAAAUGCAGUAUUGAAUUCCUUGGCAAAAUAUGGUAUAAACUUUCAGAUAUAUGAUAAUGUCCGGGUGGAGCCAACAGACCAAAGUUUCCUGGAUGCCAUUAGAUUUGCCAAAAAGGGAGAGUUUGAUGCCUAUGUUGCUGUUGGAGGUGGGUCUGUGAUAGACACCUGUAAAGCUGCCAACCUGUACGCAGCCAGCCCUACUUCAGAAUUCUUGGAUUAUGUCAAUGCUCCUAUUGGGAAAGGGAAGCCUGUCACUGUUCCCCUCAAGCCACUGAUAGCAGUUCCUACAACAUCUGGCACUGGAAGUGAAACCACUGGUGUUGCCAUUUUUGACUUCAAAGAACUAAAAGUUAAAACUGGCAUUGCUUCAAGAGCCAUUAAGCCAACAUUAGGCAUCAUUGAUCCUUUGCACACACUGUCUAUGCCUGAACGAAUAGUGGCCAACAGUGGCUUUGAUGUGCUUUGCCAUGCUCUAGAAUCAUACACCGCUCUUCCUUACAACAUGCGCAGUCCCUGCCCUUCAAACCCGAUCAACCGACCAGCUUACCAAGGCAGCAACCCUGUCAGUGAUGUCUGGGCUCUUCAUGCUCUGCAUAUUGUGGCUAAAUAUUUGAAAAGAGCCAUCAGAAACCCUGAAGACCGUGGAGCAAGAGCCAACAUGCACCUGGCAAGUGCUUUUGCUGGUAUUGGCUUUGGCAAUGCUGGUGUCCAUCUCUGCCAUGGAAUGUCUUACCCUAUUUCUGGUUUGGUGAAAACUUAUAAACCAAAGGAUUAUAAUGUGGAUCACUCUUUAGUGCCACAUGGCCUUUCUGUAGUGCUGACAUCCCCAGCAGUGUUCGCUUUCACAGCACAGAUACAUCCUGAGCGGCACUUGGAAGCUGCAGAGAUUCUAGGAGCUGACAUCCGCACUGCCAGAAUCAAAGAUGCGGGGCUUAUUUUGGCAGACACACUCCGGAAAUUCCUAUUUGAUCUGAAUGUUGAUGAUGGCUUAGCUGCAAUUGGUUAUUCCAAAGCAGACAUCCCUGCAUUAGUCAAAGGCACUCUGCCUCAGGAGAGAGUGACUAAGCUAUCACCACGUCCCCAAACAGAAGAGGACUUAGCAGCUCUCUUCGAGGCUUCCAUGAAGCUUUAUUAGCUUAAACUUUGUGUUCUGAAAAGUGUGCUCUAUUCUAACAGAGAGGUAAUUUCUUACAGAUACAGCACUGAAUUUGUUUAGAGCAUGGAAGAACUUGGGUAUUUUUGACCUCUGUUCCAUUGUACACUGCAAAAAGGUCAUGCAAUUCAUCUUUAACUAAACAGUGCUUUGAAGUGAAGACUUUACAGUGGUUUCUUUUUUGCUCAGUAGUCAGUGGUAUUGACUUGCAUAAAAGUUGGAGCAGAUUUCUUGCAGUAGUGAAGGCUUUCUUGUGCUUUAGAGAUGGUCAAAGGUGGGAAAAUGUUUUAAGGGAUAUUCCAAACCAUUUUGCAAAUUAUGCUUCUAUUUAAAUUAUCCAUGAUUUUGUUCUGAAAAGUCACGCUAGUUACAAAAUAAGUAAGAUCAUUAUUAAUUAGGGAGGGGGAGUUCCCUGCAGAAAAUGUCAGCUUACUGUAUUCUGUUCUGCUUAUCAUCAUUUUACCAUCUGAUUUUGCUAAGAAGGCUAUUGAACUGGGGUACUUCUUUCAUUGUUUGGUUAAGAAAAAAAAACUACACACUUUCAUAGUUGUUUGGAAAAGGCUUCCCGAAAAUUUGUUUUGAGUUAAAAUUCUCACAUGUAUUGUCAGAUAUUUAUCUUUCCUUUUAGGAUCUAUGUGAAGUGUUCAUCAGAGGAAUAAAAUCAGAGUAAAACAUGGUCACAUGCUCAACAGGAACCGUGUAAUAGCAAGACAGUAUCCAUCAUGGUCAUUCUGUCUCUGGAGGCAAGAGCUCCUUUUUCCUGCUGUGUUCUGUGGAAGGAAGCUCUCAGCUGUGUCUUACUUUGCUGUGAAUGAAUUGCUUCUGCUGAGCUCUUGCAGGUGCUGUCCCUCACAGUGCAGCCACCAGCUUAAGGAAGUGGCUGUGUGCUGUGGUUCAAUAUUAAAAAUUGGUGGUGAAGCAUAUGGCUGCACAGUGCCCCGUGGGGAGCACUGGUUAAAUGUGGGAAUGAGCCUGCACCUUCAGAGCAGUUAACCAGCUGGUUGACUGUCAACUGAGAAAGGGAAGUGGGGAAGGGAGAAAUGAAACUAAAAUUUUAAUACUAUUUUUCUUUUUUAAAAAGGUUCAUGUGGUUGUGUGUACAGUUCAUUUAAAUCAGUUUCUGCUUCGUGUUGAACUGUUUCAGCAUCUGAUUCAUGCAGCUACCACAGCACAAGACAAAUGUGAGAAGAACCCCAUAACCUCUGGUGUGCUUAUUUCUUUGUGCUGGGAAGGGAGCACUUUUCAGUCACCCUGUUGAAGUAGAAAGCUCUAUACUUUCACCUUUGCAUUUAGAUGUUUGUCUGAUCAAGCUAGUGCUGUCUUAGAAUCUGAGAACAGAUGUGUACUCAGUAUUGACACUGGAUCUGUUUUAGUGCUGUUAAAAUGGGUGGAUGGAUGCUAUGGUUGAAGCCUGGUUGUUUUUAGCAACAGAACAGGUUUAGUUGCCAUAGGACUGCACUGCCUGUAUGCCUCAGCCUGUGCUGGGAUACACAUCUGAUUUCCAUGUCCUUCUGAAUCUUUUCCUCUGCUGAAAUUGCCCACAAGUACCUCUGUCAUGAGGGGUGAUAUAGCAAGAGAUUCACACUGUUGUAUUGUGCGAAGCUUCCAUGUUUUGGAAAAAACCCCUUUUUGUCAAAACCUUCUGUCAAACCCUGUCAUUCAAGGUCAGGCUGGAUGGGACUCUGAACAACUUAGUGUAGUGGAAGGUAUCCCUGCCCAUGGCUGGGGGAUUGGAACUAGAUGAUCUUUAAGGUCCCUUUCAACCAAAACCAUUCUGUGGUUCUAUAUAAACUUUUGGCCUGUUUUGUCUUUCCAGUCCUGUCUUUCUCCAGCACACUUUUUAUUUGCCAUUUAUGCCAAUAUGGCAGUUAUUGGCAGGCUGCAUUUCCAGCUGACAGAACCUCACACUUAACUUCCUAUACCAGGUAACCCAGAGCUCUUGCUAGUUUUUAAAUUAAACCUCAUACCCCCUCUGAUUUUGCAGGUGAGACAAAGGGUUUGAUGUAAUACCUAACCCAGCUUAAGCAGAUGGUGCUGUAAGAAGGACCCUUUCUGUCUUCCAGAGCCCUUUCACAGCAUCAGAGUCUUCAGCUGACUUAAACUGGUUGUGAAGUCUCACUCACUGAUAUCAGCUACACAAGUAGUGGUUUUCCCACCACCAGUUGUUAGUUACUAGUGCAAAUUUGCUAAGGAAAAAUCGGGGGAUCUCAUGUCACCCCACAGUGCUGUCUUUCAAAUAGUGGUGAUAUGACAGGGAGUCACACCCUGGCUCACAGGCAGUUGUAGUUUUAUUCGCAGCUGAAGAGUUAUGUGGAGCUUUUCAUGUAUUACUCUGUACUGAAUUACUAAAUUACUCUCUACUGAAACAACCUAGUUGGUCAAAUGUAUCUGUAUCUUUGAACAUGUCGAUUUUGUGCAUGAGUCUGGCAUUUGUAUGGGGAGCUGGGUGACACUGUAAUUCUGAGUGUCCAGCAGUGAUUUGGCAUAUGUGUGAAGUCUGGGCAGCUUGUUCUUCUGGCUCUUGUUGCCACUCUGUUACU
Molecule: messenger RNA, 4017 nt
Organism: Corapipo altera (White-ruffed manakin)
Lineage: Eukaryota; Metazoa; Chordata; Aves; Passeriformes; Pipridae
Gene: ADHFE1
Product: alcohol dehydrogenase, iron containing 1
Exons: 14
Coding region: 59-1459 (466 amino acids)
Cellular component (GO): mitochondrion
Molecular function (GO): metal ion binding; alcohol dehydrogenase (NAD+) activity
Source: RefSeq, a predicted model, not a curated record